GCCACUUAAAAUACCGGAAGUAAAGGCAACGUCUAAACACAGGUGACGGAAACUAUCGGCGAAGUUUGUGAAGUGAAGAGAUUCCGCUGGAUUUGACCCUCGAUAGAAACAGAAACAAUUGGUGCUUUUUUGACCCACGGGUUAAUUGAACUUUUGCUUGGAGCGCGUUGAAAGCAAGUCGGUAAAACAACACAUUGCUUUCUAACUCGACGCGGACUCUGAUCUGGAGGAAGCCUUUUCGGUAAACGAGUUCACACCCGCAAGGAAAGGCUGAACCCUUGUACCCAGACAGCUGUUACGCUAAAGGCCGCAGACCCCGUCCCCGAUCCUGCCAGUCCUCACGUGUCCAGCUGAUGGGAUGCUCGUCUCCAGCGCAGCAUCCAGGACGAGUUUGAAUGGUGCCUUGGUCCAGCUCCUCUGCUUCUUGUCUGUAACGCCGCACUCUACUCAGUCCGCUUCAGCUCUUCUGUGACUCCACAUCCACCAGAUACCUCAACAUGGCCAACACCUCUGGGAAAUGCUACUGCAAUGAAACCAUCAAAUUUUUCUACGAAGCAAGUGGCAAAAAGAUCAAUGACAACUGGGAAACCCGAGAUUAUGUGAUCGUAGCUCUGGGCAUGAUGGUCUGCUUCAUUGUCAUCUUUUCCAACCUUUUGGUCAUAGGGGCCAUUUUAAAAAACCGACGCUUUCACUUUCCCAUCUACUACUUGCUGGGCAAUCUGGGUUUGGCAGACCUCUUCGCAGGCGUCGCCUACCUCCACCUGAUGUUUCAUACUGGUCCCUGGACAAUUAAGCUGUCUAAGGAGCAGUGGUAUGUGCGGCAGGGGCUGAUCGACACCAGCCUGACAGCCUCAGUCCUCAACCUCCUGGCUAUUGCUGUUGAGCGUCACCAAACCAUCUUCAAAAUGCAGCUGCACAGCAAGAUGAGCACCCGGCGUGUUUUCAUCAUCAUGCUGUUCAUCUGGGUGGUGGCAAUCUUCAUGGGCCUGAUUCCCACCAUGGGCUGGAAUUGCCUGUGUAACCUGAAGAACUGCUCCACCAUGGCGCCGCUGUACAGCCGCAGCUACCUGGUGUUCUGGGCUGUUCUCAACCUGGUGACCUUCUCCCUCAUGGUCGCAGUCUACACCCGGAUCUUUGUCUACGUGAGGCACAAGAGCAAGCAGAUGUCACAGCACACCAGCCAGAUCAGACACAGAGAGACGGUGUUGAACCUGAUGAAGACCGUCUCCAUGAUCCUGGGUUGGGACACUGACAUGAGGAGGACCUUCAAGGAGAUCCUGUGCUACCCGUGCCAGCAAGGCAAAACCGACAGGGGCAACUCUGGAAUGCAGUUUAACACCCUGGAGCGCGAGGUACUGUCCGAAAGCAAUGGAGGUGACGACCGCAGUCACAAACAAAACAGCCACUCGCACUAAGGACUGUUGACAACAAA
Monopterus albus (swamp eel) is the source of this 1432-nucleotide messenger RNA. Its product is annotated as lysophosphatidic acid receptor 1-A-like. Gene Ontology annotation, biological process: G protein-coupled receptor signaling pathway. Gene Ontology annotation, cellular component: membrane. Gene Ontology annotation, molecular function: lysophosphatidic acid receptor activity. The record is from RefSeq and is a predicted model, not a curated record. Bases 498 to 1415 code for a protein of 305 amino acids. The transcript has 5 exons. Lineage: Eukaryota; Metazoa; Chordata; Actinopteri; Synbranchiformes; Synbranchidae.